UGACUUGGAGGAUUCCGAGCAUGCGGCCUCACGCUAGGGCGCGUGGUAAACCGUGCUAUAUUUGGCAUGGAUUCCCCACACAACCACAACUUCUCCUCUUCUUCUGGCUGCGGCGCAGGAAUUUGAUGCCUUACUUGCACAUACGAGUCCAAAGGCACGCAUCUUCCGUUAGAGUCGAACCGCACGCCAAAGGUCUCCUACGUGAUCGCAGAUUCCGCAGCAUCUUGAGGUGCGCACGGAUACGAGGGUCGAUGUCGGAGCCUCAUCCGCUAAUCGAUAUUCCACCCCUGCCGAAGGCCCGACCUUCACCUCGCUUGGCGUGCACAAGCGUAGCCUUACCGCUAGUCCAACUUCCUGAUUGAACGUCGACUGAUCCAGUCCUUACGGUUUGCCGACCAAACGGCUUGCAUUGCGACCCACCGUUUCACACGCGACUCU
This is a messenger RNA of Baudoinia panamericana UAMH 10762, 438 nucleotides long. RefSeq lists its product as uncharacterized. The coding region runs from base 21 to 362 and encodes 113 amino acids. Lineage: Eukaryota; Fungi; Ascomycota; Dothideomycetes; Mycosphaerellales; Teratosphaeriaceae. The transcript has a single exon. The record is from RefSeq and is a predicted model, not a curated record.